AUGGAAGAACAGCAGCCGGAACCUAAAAGUCAGCGCGACUCAGGCCUCGGCGCGGCUGCGGCGGCGGCUUCGGGCGGCCUUAGCCUGAGCCUCAGCCCCGGCGCUAGCGGCAGCAGCUGCAGCGAUGGAGACAGCGUGCCCGUGUCCCCUCAGCCCGCGCCCCCCUCGCCUCCCGCGGCGCCCUGCCUGCCGUCCUUGGCCCACCACUCUCAUCUCCCCCCGCAUCCCCCGCCGCCGCCGCCGCCGCCGCCGCAGCAUCUCGCGGCGCCUGCUCACCAGCCGCAGCCCGCGGCCCAGCUGCACCGCACCACCAACUUUUUCAUCGACAACAUUCUGAGGCCAGACUUCGGCUGCAAAAAGGAACAGCCGCCGCAGCAGCUCCUGGUGGCGGCGGUGGCCGGAGGAGGCGUAGCAGGAGGAGGCCGGGUCGAGCGUGAUAGAGGCCAGACCGGCGCAGGUAGAGACCCUGUCCACCCGCUGGGCACGCGGGCAUCAGGCGCCGCCUCGCUCCUGUGCGCCCCAGACGCUAACUGUGGGCCGCCCGACGGCUCCCCCCCCUCAGUCGCCACUGGCGCGGGCGCGUCCAAAGCUGGGAACCCGUCUGCGGCGGCAGCGGCGGCGGCGGCCGCGGUAGCGGCUGUGGCGGCUGCAGCAGCAGCCAAACCCUCGGACAGCGGCGGCGGUAGUGGAGGUGGCGCAGGAAGCCCGGGCGCGCAGAGCGCCAAGUACCCGGAGCACGGAAACCCCGCCAUUCUACUUAUGGGCUCAGCCAACGGCGGGCCGGUGGUCAAAACUGACUCGCAGCAGCCACUCGUGUGGCCCGCCUGGGUCUACUGCACGCGCUAUUCGGAUCGCCCAUCCUCUGGUCCGCGCACCAGGAAGCUGAAGAAGAAGAAGAACGAGAAGGAGGACAAACGGCCACGGACGGCGUUCACGGCCGAGCAGCUGCAGAGACUCAAGGCGGAGUUUCAGGCGAAUCGCUACAUUACGGAACAGCGGCGGCAGACCCUGGCCCAGGAGCUCAGCCUCAACGAGUCUCAGAUCAAGAUCUGGUUCCAGAACAAGCGCGCCAAGAUCAAGAAAGCCACGGGCAUCAAGAACGGCCUGGCGCUGCACCUCAUGGCGCAGGGACUAUACAACCACUCCACCACCACCGUCCAGGACAAAGACGAGAGCGAGUAG
Molecule: messenger RNA, 1182 nt
Organism: Orycteropus afer afer
Lineage: Eukaryota; Metazoa; Chordata; Mammalia; Tubulidentata; Orycteropodidae
Gene: EN1
Product: engrailed homeobox 1
Exons: 2
Coding region: 1-1182 (393 amino acids)
Biological process (GO): regulation of transcription by RNA polymerase II; multicellular organism development; neuron differentiation
Cellular component (GO): nucleus
Molecular function (GO): DNA-binding transcription factor activity, RNA polymerase II-specific; RNA polymerase II cis-regulatory region sequence-specific DNA binding
Source: RefSeq, a predicted model, not a curated record